AUGGCUCUUUGCGAAGACACUGUCGAUCGAACCGGACCAGCACCACGCCGGUCCGAGCGCGAUGCUGUGACGCUGUCAGAUCAGAGGAUUGUGGAGCUAGCGGGGAGCGGCUUGUUAGUUGCCGUGCUGGGUAUUGUGAUCCUUUCGGAGAUUGGGGGAGACGCGCCGGUCAAGAGGAUAGAGGGGCUCACCGCACUCGAGAAGGUGGUCGUUGCUUUGCGAGAUACGCAGGAGCUUGUUGUUGCGGAUGGCAGGAACUACAAUCCGAAGUCGCUGCUCGACUUCCUUCUCGUUGGCCGGCCGCUCCGUGACGGCAUCCUCCACUCCGCUAUCGUCGUGGCUCGCAAUGCGCGUUGGGUAAUGGCUUUCGUCACGGGAACUUUGGAGGACGGCGCAUGGUGCGACUUUAGCGCCUUUGGGAAAUUCGUCGUUGCGCUUUUCGUAUUGCUGUUCAUAGGCACCGGUUUCGGCGUUUCCCGGGGGCGUCACCCUGAUAGGGGUAUCGCCAUGGGUGCGUUGCUUACCGCGUUCUACUCUCUCCUCGUUGCGCUGGGUUACAUAGCGGUGAGCUUGGCUUUGGCCUGCUUGAUGAGUGUGGUGUAUCUGGAUUUCAUUGGUCCCGGGAUCAGGGCGGAGGUCAAGCAGUUGGCGAAGUGGCCGCUGGAUAAGGUGUGUGAUCCUAGGUUGGAGUGA
Trematosphaeria pertusa is the source of this 693-nucleotide messenger RNA. RefSeq lists its product as uncharacterized. Lineage: Eukaryota; Fungi; Ascomycota; Dothideomycetes; Pleosporales; Trematosphaeriaceae. The record is from RefSeq and is a predicted model, not a curated record. The transcript is spliced from 2 exons. Bases 1 to 693 code for a protein of 230 amino acids.